GGCUUUGGAAGCCUUCGGCCCCUGGGGUCUUCACAGGCCCCGGGGAGGGCCGAGGCCCACCAUGCCCAUCCUGCUGCUGCUUGCUGUCGCCACGCUCCUCUCCAGCUGGGCCCAGCUGCCCGCCGAAGCCAGCACCUGGUGGUCACUAGCCAUGAACCCGGUGCAAAGACCCGAGAUGUUCAUCAUCGGGGCCCAGCCUGUUUGCAGCCAGCUGCCUGGGCUCUCUCCGGGCCAGAGGAAACUGUGUCAAUUGUACCAGGAGCACAUGGCCUACAUCGGAGAAGGGGCCAAGACUGGCAUCAAGGAGUGCCAGUACCAAUUCCGGCAGAGGCGGUGGAACUGCAGCACAGUGGACAACACAUCUGUUUUCGGGAGAGUCAUGCAGAUAGGCUCUCGCGAGACGGCCUCUCACCUACGCGGUGAGCGCAGCGGCGUGGUCAACGCCAUCAGCCGGGCCUGCCAGCGCUAAGGGGAGCUCACCUGCGGAUGCAGCCGGGCGGCCAGGCCCAAGGACCUGCCCCGGGACUGGCUGUGGGGCGGCUGCGGGGACAACGUGGACUACGGCUACCGCUUCGCCAGGGAGUACGUGGACGCCCGGGAGCGGGAGAAGAACUUCGCCCAGGGGCUCGGAGGAGCAGGGCGGGUGCUCAUGAACUUGCAGAACAACGAGGCGGGGAGGAGGGCCGUGCUCAAGACGGCAGAUGUUGCCUGCAAGUGCCACGGCGUGCGGUCGGGGUCCUGCAGCCUCAAAACCUGUUGGCUCCAGCUGGCCGAGUUCCGCAGAGUGGAUGGCGACCAGCUGAAGGAGAAGUAUGACAGUGCCGCGGCCAUGCGUGUCAACCGCAAGGGCAAGCUGGAGAGCUGGUCAACAGCCUCAUCUCAACCAGCCCCACACGAGGAGGACCUGGUCUACGUGGACCCCAGCCCAGACUACCUGCGCUGCGCCAACGAGACCACCGGCUCCCUGGGCACUCGAGGCGCCCUGUGCAACAAGACCUCGGAGGGCAUGGACGGCUGCGAGCUCAUGUGCUGCGGCCUGGGCUAUGACCAGUUCAGGAGCACGCAGGUGGAGCGCUGCCAGUGCAAGUUCCACUGGUGCUGCUACGUCAAGUGCAAGAAAUGCUCCCACUCGGUGGAGCAGUAUGUCUGCAAGUAGCCAGCAGCCUGCCUGUGUCCACACCCACUGCGCAAAGUUUAUAUUAUAUAAAGCUCUAUAAAUCUAUUUUAUAUUUGUAUGAAUGGAUGGAUGGAGGAGGACUCAUUAAAAGGAGAAAAGUGGGAAAGGAAAA
Suncus etruscus (white-toothed pygmy shrew) is the source of this 1289-nucleotide messenger RNA. It is a transcript of the gene WNT5B, whose product is annotated as Wnt family member 5B. Gene Ontology annotation, molecular function: cytokine activity; frizzled binding. NCBI's taxonomy places the organism in Eukaryota, Metazoa, Chordata, Mammalia, Eulipotyphla, Soricidae. The record is from RefSeq and is a predicted model, not a curated record. Gene Ontology annotation, biological process: multicellular organism development; cell fate commitment; neuron differentiation. Gene Ontology annotation, cellular component: extracellular region.